This is a messenger RNA of Radiomyces spectabilis, 267 nucleotides long. RefSeq lists its product as uncharacterized. The record is from RefSeq and is a predicted model, not a curated record. The annotation marks the transcript as partial. The transcript has a single exon. NCBI's taxonomy places the organism in Eukaryota, Fungi, Mucoromycota, Mucoromycetes, Mucorales, Radiomycetaceae.
UUGUUGAAGUGCGUCAAUGACCUUAAAGUUUCACAUAGCACGGUUUAUAAUUUUAUGAGGAGUAAAUGCAACGUUUCGUUGACGACAGCCGACUUUGACUAUCGAAAGAAGCAGUCAGCAAAGAUUGAGGAGCGAUACGGUUGGGUUCGUAAAUGUCUGACGAAUUAUGUGUUUCUUGAAGAACCUGCGGUUAAUAUCAAUAUAAAAACGCUCCAGGGCUUGUCCCAAAAAGGUACGUGUCCCAUUGUUACCGGACCUACUACGAGG